Messenger RNA from Annulohypoxylon maeteangense, 1212 nucleotides. RefSeq lists its product as uncharacterized. Gene Ontology annotation, biological process: tRNA splicing, via endonucleolytic cleavage and ligation. The record is from RefSeq and is a predicted model, not a curated record. Bases 121 to 1098 code for a protein of 325 amino acids. Lineage: Eukaryota; Fungi; Ascomycota; Sordariomycetes; Xylariales; Hypoxylaceae. The transcript has 2 exons. Gene Ontology annotation, molecular function: tRNA 2'-phosphotransferase activity.
GGCAGGUCUCUACCUUCUUUUUCCCACAGCGGCUCAGCAAGGCGCAUCUUGAGUGCUUGGCCCGCGGUUCAAGGUAGGCACUAUACCGGAAGGGGGGACGGAAUAAGCCAAACUUCGAACAUGGAGGACGAGUACGAAGAUACGGCGGAGAGAAUGGAGGGUUUGGCGCUUAGGGGCAAGGGCAGGGGAGGCCGUGACCGUCGUGGUGGAAGGGAGGGAGGUGCUGGACGUCCUCAGGACCGCGGGGUUGCGAUCUCGAAGGCGCUUUCGUUGUUGCUGAGACAUCGGGCUGUGGAUGCGGGGGUUCAGAUCGAUGCGGAGGGGUUUGCGUCGCUGGAUCGGGUGAUGCAAUGGCCGCGUCUGAAGUCUCUCAACCCGUCUUUCGACGAGAUCCGCGAGGCCGUCGCCGAAAACGCGAAGCAGCGCUUCUCCAUGAAGCCCAAGGACCCGGGCGUCGCGGACGCAGAGGCCGACCCGGCUGCUUGGCUCAUCCGCGCUAACCAGGGCCACAGCAUCGUGCUUGCGGACGAGAGCUUGCAUACCCCGGUUACCCUCGAGGCGGGGAAUAUCCCCGCGACCGUGGUCCAUGGCACGUAUUUUGCCUUUUGGCCGGCUAUUGUGGCGGCUGGGGGGCUGAAGAAGAUGGGGCGGAGACAUGUGCAUUUUGGGACGGGGUUGUUGGAUCAGGACCGGGAGGGGCUGGGGGGCGGGGGGGAGAAGGUGGUUAGUGGGAUGAGGAGUGAUGCUGAGGUGUUGGUUUUUGUGGAUGUGGAGAGGAGUCUGAGGGAUGGGGGGAUUAAGUGGUGGAUUAGUAGUAAUGAUGUUGUGUUGACGGAUGGUAAUGAGGAGGGUGUGGUGCCGUUGAAGUAUUUUAAGGAGGUCAGGGGGAGGAAACAGGGUGUUGGUGAGUUGUGGAGGGAUGGCGAGAAGGUCGCUGAUUUGCCGGAGGGGAUCGUGGCGAAGGUUCCAAUGGGGAAGGGGAGAGGAGGUGGUGGAGGAGGAAGAGGAGGAGGAAGAGGUGAUGGAAGAGGCGGCAGAGGGGGCAGAGGUGGACAGAGAGGUGGGAGAGGUGGGAGAGGUAGAGGGCAGGAGAGCUAAGUCUUGUGGGCUAUUAAAAGAAAUUCAGUCGCCUCAUGGGAUAGCCUGGAUCAUCUAGGAGUCCUAUUCCCACAAUCUGGAGCUCUUAUUAAACACUAACUGAAAAUAGGGAUA